AACUGUGGACGCACCAGGACGGAUGAGCGCCAAACCCUAAUUCCGGUCCCUUCAAUCGUCAGCCGCGCUGGCGCCUGAAGACUUUGCAGCCUCCUCCCUCCCCUCUUCCCCUGUCUCCGUCCUCUGCUUCGGCCAUUCUCUAGCCCCUGCACACCCCGGCGGCAUCCCCUCUCCUUCUCCUUCCCCUUCUCUUCACUUCUCCACGGUGCGGUAAGGCGACGCUGCUGCUGCCUCUUUUGCAUCGCCCGAAAUUCGCACAUUCCGAGUGGAGGCCUUGGGAGAGGGCAGGUAGAGACACACCAGAUUAGGAUCAGUCCAUCGCGAUUUCGGGAGGUUUUGAGAACAGAUUGCGGUGUGCGCUAGUUUGAAUCAGAAGGUAGGAGUGUAUGAGUGCGUGGAAAAUUUUCUGUAGUAAAACCCUGCGGAAUCGGUGGUGAGUUUGGAUGUGAAUCGUCACUGAAAGGUUGAUCUUAUUGCGAUCAGGGAGACCGAAGACUGGUGGGGAGGACUCGAAGGAGUCGUUUGUGGUCGUUCUUGGCUGCAGCUGCAUCCGAUUGAGCACGAUGGCGAUGGAUACGGGGGUAGGUCAGGCCCUUGAUGCCCAAGUUGCUCUGGUGCUGGCAGGCGAUGGAGUGGCGCCCCUUGAAGCUCUUGUUGGCCAGCUGAUGAAUCCCGGGAAUGAGCAGCGAGGCCAGGCUGAGCAGCUGUUCAAUCACUUGAAACAGCAUCAUGCAGAUGCACUUGUUAUGAAGAUGAUCCAUGCCCUCCAGGUUUCCCAACAAUUGGAAGUCCGUGCGAUGGUGGCGAUUCUUUUGAGGAAACUUAUUACUAAGGACGAUGUGUCUCUGUGGCCACAACUUGCACCUGCUUCUCAAACAGCGGUGAAAGGCCAGCUCCUACUUUGUCUCCAAAGAGAGCAAGAAAAAAGCAUUUCAAAGAAGCUGUGCGAUACUGUUGCAGAACUCGCUGCUGGAAUCCUUGAGGAAGGAUUGUGGCCAGAGCUGCUUCCCUUCAUGUUUCAAUGCGUCAGCUCAGAUUCCAUGCGAUUGAGAGAGAGCGCUCUUCUGAUGUUCGCCCAACUUGCGCAGUACGUUGGCCCCCAGCUUAGGACUUACUUACCCACCCUUCACAACGUUUUUCAGCAAAAUUUGUCUGCACAAACAUCGGGCGAUGUACGCAUUGCAGCCCUUCGGGCCACUACGAACUUUGUCCAAACACUAGAAACUGCUCAAGAGAGGGAACGGUUCCAAGACCUUCUUCCAGGAAUGUUGCAGACUUUGUCACUUGCUCUCAACAACCAUGAAGAGGCUACUGCACAAGAAGCACUAGAGAUGUUCAUUGAAGUGGCUGGAGCUGAACCUCGGUUUUUGCGUCGCCAGCUUGGUGAAGUUGUUGGCAACAUGUUGCAAAUUGCCGAAGCAGAGGAGUUGGAAGAAGGAACUCGACACCUGGCAGUGGAGUUUUUGAUCACUUUAGCAGAGGCUAGAGAGCGGGCCCCUGGAAUGAUGCGAAAAUUACCUCAGUAUACCAGUAGACUUUUCGCUGCAUUGAUGAAGAUGCUACUAGACAUCGAAGACGAUCCUCAGUGGUACGUUGCCGAUACAGAAGAUGAAGACAAUGGAGAGACCGCUGAUUAUGAAGUGGGUCAGGAAUGCUUGGACAGGUUGGCCAUAUCUCUCGGAGGGAACACAGUGCUUCCCGUGGCAUCUCAAAUUUUGCCUUCCUUUGUCAACGAUGCGGACUGGAAGAAGAGGCAUGCGGCUCUUAUUACUCUUGCUCAAAUUGCUGAAGGGUGUGCCAAGGUUAUGAUUAAAAGUUUAGACUCAGUCGUCGGCAUGAUUUUGAACUCCUUUCGGGAUUCACAUCCUCGCGUGCGCUGGGCUGCCAUAAAUGCUAUUGGUCAGUUGUCCACUGAUCUAGGGCCCGACUUGCAACAAAACUACCAUCAGCAAGUACUUCCUGCACUGGUGAAUGCAAUGGACGAUUUCCAAAACCCCCGCGUUCAGGCACACGCUGCAGCAGCAGUAUUAAACUUCAGUGAGAGUUGCACUCCUGAGAUCUUGACCCCAUACUUGGACGGAGUCAUCUCCAAGCUUCUCGUUCUUCUCCAGAAUGGAAAGAGAAUGGUUCAAGAAGGGGCUUUGACUGCUCUUGCCUCAGUUGCGGACUCUGCCCAGGCUCACUUCCAGAAGUAUUACAAUGCCGUGAUGCCUUAUCUGAAGACCAUUUUGAUUGGAGCCAACGACAAGCAAAACCGCAUGUUAAGAGCCAAGUCAAUGGAGUGCAUCAGCUUGGUAGGUAUGGCUGUGGGAAAGGACAAAUUCAGGGAUGAUGCAAAGCAGGUUAUGGAGGUUCUCAUGACUUUGCAGGGUGCUCAAAUGGAGGAUGACGACCCUACCAUUAGUUACAUGUUGCAGGCUUGGGCCAGGUUAUGCAAGUGCUUGGGUCAAGAGUUUUUGCCCUACAUGAGCGUGGUGAUGCCACCACUGUUACGAUCUGCUCAAUUGAAACCUGAUGUCACUAUUACUGAUGCCGAUUCUGAUGAUGAGGGCAACGAUUCCGACGAUGACAGCGUGGAGACGAUCACUAUUGGGGACAAAAAAAUUGGCAUUCGCACAAGUGUUUUGGAAGAAAAGGCGACUGCAUGCAACAUGCUCUGUUGUUAUGCGGAUGAACUGAAAGAGGGUUUCUAUCCAUGGAUUGAUCAGGUUGCUCCUAUCCUAGUUCCCCUGUUGAAAUUCUACUUUCAUGAGGAAGUUCGGAAGGCAGCUGUGUCAGCCAUGCCCGAGCUGCUGCGUUCUGGUAAACUGGCUGUGGAGAAGGGACAAGCAACUGGGCGUGCUGAGACCUAUGUGAAACAGCUGGCAGAUUACAUUAUCCCACCUCUUGUAGAGGCUUUGCACAAGGAACCGGAGACGGAAAUUUGUUCCAGUAUGUUGGAUUCUCUGAACGAGUGCAUUCAGAUCGCAGGACCGUUGCUUGAUGCAAAUCAAAUCAAGUCAAUGGUUGAACAGUUUAAGCAGGUCAUUACGGCAAGUGUCACUCGCAAAAGGGAGCGAGCUGAGAGAACUCAAACUGAAGAUUUUGAUGCUGAAGAAGGGGAACUUCUUGAGGAAGAAAACGAGCAAGAAGAAGAGGUUUUCGAACAGGUGGGAGAGUGUCUGGGAUCUUUAAUCAAAACCUUCAAAACAGCCUUCUUGCCCUACUUCGAGGAAUUGAUUCCAUACAUCAAACCCAUGCUGGGUAAAGAACGCACUCCUGACGAAAGAAGAGUUGCCAUUUGCGUUUUCGAUGAUGUUGCUGAGCAAUGUGGCGACGCUGCGAUUAAAUAUUAUAGCUUAUUUCUACCAUCACUGUUGGAAGCUUGCAACGACGCCAGUGCUGAUGUUCGACAGGCAUCAGUAUACGGUAUUGGAGUAUGUGCUGAAUUUGGUGGAGAUGCAUUCAAGCCAUUAGUAGGAGAUGCUCUCGCAAGACUUAAUGCUACUAUCAGUCAACCCACCUCACGCUCGACAGAGAACAUCAUGGCAACUGAUAACGCUGUGUCCGCACUUGGCAAGAUUUGCGAGCACCAAAGAGACAGCAUUGAUGGCUCUACAGUUGUGCCAGCUUGGCUAGGAUGUUUGCCACUGAAAGGCGAUCUUGUGGAGGCCAAGAUUGUACACGAGCAGCUUUGCAAGAUGGUUGAGAGGUCCGAUCCGCUUCUUCUGGGUCCUAACAAUCAGUAUCUCUCCAAGAUCAUCUCCGUUUUUGCUGAGGUAUUGAGUGCUGGAACUGAACUAGUCACCGAGCAAACUGCCGCGCGUAUGGUUGGUUUAUUGAGGCAACUGAAGCAAACUCUUCAUCCUGAUGCGCUAGCGGCCACCUGGUCUGUCCUAGACCCUCAACAGCAGUCAACGUUGCAGUCAAUUUUGGGUGCUCCAUGAUCGCAAGAAGUUAAAUUUAGUUCAAGUUCCCUUUCAAGACAAAUUCAUCAUUGGAUAUUUAUAGUUGUAUGGGUUGCCCUAAAUUUUUGGUCCCGAGAAAUCUUUCCUUAGUUCGAUUGCUGAGGUGCCAAGACAAUGGUUCGUCAUUUGGGUUGUAGUGGAGCUAUUGUAGAUUUUCUACAUGGAUUGAACGAGGGAACAUCAAAGUCGGUGGAUUUAGAGAUCACGCAGAAAACUACUGGUGCGAAUGGGAAAUUUACCGAGCAGAAGUUAACCAUUGUGAGCGCCUGAUUUAGGAUUUACACCCUGUUAUCAUUUGUCACAACUGUGCUUUGGCACAAUACACCGUCCCUCAGAUUCUAACACGAAUCCUUCCAUAUUUUUAUUUUGUU
Physcomitrium patens is the source of this 4318-nucleotide messenger RNA. The record is from RefSeq and is a predicted model, not a curated record. Lineage: Eukaryota; Viridiplantae; Streptophyta; Bryopsida; Funariales; Funariaceae.